Molecule: messenger RNA, 2964 nt
Organism: Gorilla gorilla gorilla (western lowland gorilla)
Lineage: Eukaryota; Metazoa; Chordata; Mammalia; Primates; Hominidae
Gene: PRDM9
Product: PR/SET domain 9
Exons: 11
Coding region: 382-2625 (747 amino acids)
Biological process (GO): positive regulation of reciprocal meiotic recombination; regulation of transcription by RNA polymerase II
Cellular component (GO): nucleus
Molecular function (GO): recombination hotspot binding; zinc ion binding; DNA-binding transcription factor activity, RNA polymerase II-specific
Source: RefSeq, a predicted model, not a curated record
AGAGCCAGGCCCCUCCCCCACCUCCUGAGCCCAAAACCGGGUUGUGCCCGUGACUGACAGGCAAGGCUCCGCCCUACUCCCCGCCCAUUUAGCGCCUCCUGACUGCCGAAUGGCGGGCUCGCCUUGGUCUCCGUGCUGAUUGGCUGGCAGCUGUACAGCCUGUCACUUCGCCCUCCACCACAUCUCACCUCCUGAGGGACUCUGAGAGGACGCCCGGCCAGGGUGAACACCGCGGCAGGAGAGCACGGGAGACUGUGAAGAGCAUGGGGAGCCUUUGUCGUGCAGCGUGAAACCCUUGAGCCUUUGGCCUAGGAGCUGGGAGACUCAGGGCCCUUCUCACACUCAGAAUUGGAGCAGGGCCUUGGAGACAGUCCCAGCACCAUGAGCCCUGAAAGGUCCCAAGAGGAGAGCCCAGAAGAAGACACAGAGAGAACAGAGCGGAAGCCCAUGGUCAAAGAUGCCUUCAAAGACAUUUCCAUAUACUUCACCAAGGAAGAAUGGGCAGAGAUGGGAGACUGGGAGAAAACUCGCUAUAGGAAUGUGAAAAGGAACUAUAAUGCACUGAUUACUAUAGGUCUCAGAGCCACUCGACCAGCUUUCAUGUGUCACCGAAGGCAGGCCAUCAAACUCCAGGUGGAUGACACAGAAGAUUCUGAUGAAGAAUGGACCCCUAGGCAGCAAGUCAAACCUCCUUGUAUGGCCUUAAGAGUGGAACAGCGUAAACACCAGAAGGGAAUGCCCAAGGUGUCAUUCAGUAAUGAAUCUAGUUUGAAAGAAUUGUCAAGAACAGCAAAUUUACUGAAUGCAAGUGGCUCAGAGCAGGCUCAGAAACCAGUGUCCCCUCCUGGAGAAGCAAGUACCUCUGGACAGCACUCAAGGCUAAAACUGGAACUCAGGAAGAAGGAGACUGAAGGAAAAAUGUAUAGCCUGAGAGAAAGAAAGGGUCACGCAUACAAAGAGGUCAGCGAGCCGCAGGAUGAUGAUUACCUCUAUUGUGAGAUGUGUCAGAACUUCUUCAUUGACAGCUGUGCUGCCCAUGGGCCCCCUAUAUUUGUAAAGGACAGUGCAGUGGACAAGGGGCACCCCAACCGUUCAGCCCUCAGUCUGCCCCCAGGGCUGAGAAUUGGGCCAUCAGGCAUCCCUCAGGCUGGACUUGGAGUGUGGAAUGAGGCAUCUGAUCUGCCGCUGGGUCUGCACUUUGGCCCCUAUAAGGGCCGAAUUACAGAAGACGAAGAGGCAGCCAACAAUGGAUACUCCUGGCUGAUCACCAAGGGGAGAAACUGCUAUGAGUAUGUGGACGGAAAAGAUAAAUCCUGGGCCAACUGGAUGAGGUAUGUGAACUGUGCCCGGGAUGAUGAAGAGCAGAACCUGGUGGCCUUCCAGUACCACAGGCAGAUCUUCUAUAGAACCUGCAGAGUCAUUAGACCAGGCUGUGAACUGCUGGUCUGGUAUGGGGAUGAAUACGGCCAGGAACUGGGCAUCAAGUGGGGCAGCAAGUGGAAGAAAGAGCUCAUGGCAGGGAGAGAACCAAAGCCAGAGAUCCAUCCAUGUCCCUCAUGCUGUCUGGCCUUUUCAAGUCAGAAAUUUCUCAGUCAACAUGUAGAACGCAAUCACUCCUCUCAGAACUUCCCAGGACCAUCUGCAAGAACACUCCUCCAACCAGAGAAUCCCUGCCCAGGGGAUCAGAAUCAGGAGCAGCAAUAUCCUGAUCCACGCAGCCGUAAUGACAAAACCAAAGGUCAAGAGAUCAAAGAAAGGUCCAAACUCUUGAAUAAAAGGACAUGGCAGAGGGAGAUUUCAAGGGCCUUUUCUAGCCCACCCAAAGGACAAAUGGGGAGCUGUAGAGUGGGAAAAAGAAUAAUGGAAGAAGAGUCCAGAACAGGCCAGAAAGUGAAUCCAGGGAACACAGGCAAAUUAUUUGUGGGGGUAGGAAUCUCAAGAAUUGCAAAAGUCAAGUAUGGAGAGUGUGGGCAAGGUUUCAGUGUUAAAUCAGAUGUUAUUACACACCAAAGGACACAUACAGGGGAGAAGCCGUAUGUCUGCAGGGAGUGUGGGCGGGGCUUUAGCGUUAAGUCACACCUCCUCAGACACCAGAGGACACACACAGGGGAGAAGCCCUACCUCUGCAGGGAGUGUGGGCGGGGCUUUAGCGUUAAGUCAAGCCUCCUCAUUCACCAGAGGACACACACAGGGGAGAAGCCCUAUGUCUGCAGGGAGUGUGGGCGGGGCUUUAGCGUUAAGUCACACCUCCUCAGACACCAGAGGACACACACAGGGGAGAAGCCCUAUGUCUGCAGGGAGUGUGGGCGGGGCUUUAGCCAGCAGUCACACCUCCUCAGUCACCAGAGGACACACACAGGGGAGAAGCCCUAUGUCUGCAGGGAGUGUGGGCGGGGCUUUAGCCAGCAGUCACACCUCCUCAUUCACCAGAGGACACACACAGGGGAGAAGCCCUAUGUCUGCAGGGAGUGUGGGCGGGGCUUUAGCCAGCAGUCACACCUCCUCAUUCACCAUAGGACGCACACAGGGGAGAAGCCCUAUGUCUGCAGGGAGUGUGGGCGGGGCUUUAGCCAGCAGUCACACCUCCUCAGUCACCAGAGGACACACACAGGGGAGAAGCCCUAGGUCUGCAGGGAGGAUGAGUAAGUCAUUAGUAAUAAAACCUCAUCUCAAUAGCCACAAGAAGACAAAUGUGGUCACCACACACUUGCACACCCCAGCUGUGAGGUGGCUUCAGCGGAAGUCUGCUGACCCCUUAUAUUCCCCGAGAGUAUAAAGAGAUCGGAAAUAACUAAUUAAACAAAUCCGCCACUUUCAUGACUAGAGAUGAGGAAGAACAGGGGAUAGUUCUCUAAGUGUUCGGGGGACAUCAGCAUGUGUGGUUCUUUCCCGCACUGAUCCCCUCCAGUUUUUGUUUGUUUUUUGCUCCUGUUCUAAUAAAUUUUGUCUCCAUACAAAUCUGAA